This is a messenger RNA of Vigna radiata var. radiata (mung bean), 2188 nucleotides long. RefSeq names its product 3-oxoacyl-[acyl-carrier-protein] synthase II, chloroplastic. Gene Ontology annotation, cellular component: chloroplast stroma. Bases 336 to 1814 code for a protein of 492 amino acids. NCBI's taxonomy places the organism in Eukaryota, Viridiplantae, Streptophyta, Magnoliopsida, Fabales, Fabaceae. Gene Ontology annotation, biological process: fatty acid biosynthetic process. The record is from RefSeq and is a predicted model, not a curated record. The transcript has 14 exons. Gene Ontology annotation, molecular function: 3-oxoacyl-[acyl-carrier-protein] synthase activity.
AGAAGGAGUAUUAGAGGAGGGAGCAGAAAGAACUGAGAUUGCAGAAACUCAGUAUUGAAGAGAGAGAGAGAGAGAGAGAGAGAGAGAGAGACGGAAAUGCAUUUUGUGAACACUGGAGCUUCUUCUCUUCAGUCUCAGUCUCAAUCUCAAUCUCAAUAAUAACAAUAAUAUAAACAGUAAUAAAUCCCUUUGAAAUCAAAACGACGCGUUACUUGAGUUUGAUGUGUAUGCGUGUUUCGUCGUUUCCACUUGCUGCUAUUGUUGUUAUUAUUGUUGAUUAGCCUCACUUGUUCGUUCCUUCUUUCGCGACCACACGUAACCGUUGGAUUUCGUUGAUGGCUUCGACCACCACCUCCUCCCUCUGCACGUGGCUCGUCGCGGCUUGCAUGUCAGUCACGUGCGACGCCGACCGCAGCAGAACCCCUAACGCAAUGUUCCGCUCCUCCAAGAAGUCCCGCACUUCCCAAUUCAACGUUUCCUCUCUUUCUGGAUCCGCUCAUUCUGGUAAAACAAUGGCUGUAGCUUUGCAACCUGCCCAAGAGGUCACAACAAUAAAAAAACCUCAUACGAAGCAAAGGCGAGUAGUUGUGACAGGAUUGGGAGUGGUUACACCACUUGGGCAUGAUCCAGAUAUCUUCUACAAUAAUUUGCUCGAUGGUGUUAGUGGCAUAAGCGAGAUUGAAACAUUUGAUUGUGCAGAAUAUCCCACAAGGAUUGCUGGUGAAAUCAAAUCUUUCUCAACUGAUGGCUGGGUAGCACCAAAGCUUUCAAAGCGAAUGGAUAAAUUUAUGCUCUAUAUGCUGACAGCUGGUAAAAAAGCCUUGGUUGAUGCUGGAAUUACUGAAGACUUAAUGGAUCAGUUAAAUAAAGAAAAGUGUGGAGUUCUGAUUGGCUCGGCAAUGGGUGGCAUGAAGGUUUUCAACGAUGCCAUUGAAGCUUUACGAAUCUCAUAUAAGAAGAUGAAUCCUUUUUGCGUACCUUUUGCAACAACAAAUAUGGGUUCUGCCAUGCUUGCUAUGGAUCUGGGAUGGAUGGGCCCUAAUUAUUCUAUUUCUACUGCUUGUGCUACCAGUAACUUUUGUAUAUUGAAUGCAGCAAACCAUAUCAUUAGGGGUGAAGCUGAUGUGAUGCUCUGUGGUGGCUCAGAUGCUGCUAUUAUACCAAUUGGUUUGGGAGGCUUUGUGGCCUGCAGGGCACUCUCACAGAGGAAUACCGAUCCUACCAAAGCUUCACGCCCUUGGGACAUUAACCGUGAUGGAUUUGUCAUGGGAGAAGGGGCAGGAGUUUUGCUCUUAGAAGAACUGGAGCAUGCUAAGAAAAGAGGUGCAAACAUAUAUGCUGAAUUCCUUGGUGGAAGUUUCACCUGUGAUGCAUAUCAUGUGACUGAGCCACGUCCUGAUGGGGCCGGUGUUAUACUUUGCAUUGAAAAGGCAUUAGCUCAGUCUGGAGUAUCAAAAGAGGAUGUGAAUUACAUAAAUGCACAUGCCACAUCCACACCAGCUGGAGAUCUUAAAGAGUACCAAGCUCUAAUACAUUGUUUUGGUCAAAACCCCGAGUUAAAAGUGAAUUCUACAAAAUCCAUGAUUGGUCAUCUACUAGGGGCAGCUGGCGGUGUGGAAGCUGUAGCCACAGUACAGGCAAUUAGGACAGGGUGGGUUCAUCCGAAUAUCAACCUAGAAAACCCAGAUACAGGAGUGGAUGCCAAAGUGCUUGUUGGCUCAAAGAAAGAGAGACUGGAUAUCAAGGCAGCCUUAUCAAACUCAUUUGGUUUUGGGGGUCACAAUUCUUCAAUCAUAUUUGCACCGUUCAAGUGAAAAAGAUUUUAUAGGGAACUACUUUGUUAUUUAUCAUAAGUUGGUGAGUAGCGAGAGAGUUAUUGCAUACUAACUGGAGGUUUGGUUGGGUGAGAAAAAAUGCGGUUGGAGAGAAAAAAUGUUUGUUGGGAUGAGAGAGAGAGAGAGAGAGAGAGUGUGGUGGGAGAGAAUGAGUGAGUCACUAUCUAUAAAAUCCUAUCUUUACCAUGCAUGGCUACAGUAGGAGUUGACCCACUUUUGAUGUAACCCUUUAACAACCAUUUUUAUGGGAUACACUUUCUUUUCUUUCAUUCCCAUGUACAAACAAAUAGACCCAAUUUCACUGCCUGGGCAUUCGCCAAUAACCAAUUUUAUUACUCAUUUUUUUCUAUUUA